AAGAAUUAGGGGAGGAAAUGCAGUAAGGCUAUAAAGAGCAGAGGCAUGCGGCCGUUUGGGAGAUGAAGCUGGGUGUCAGAUAGAAAGGUCUAUAACAGGGGUCAUUAUGAUGCAUAAUUUAGCUCUUACGGUAAGCAUCCUAAUGGGGUUACUGGGUCAAGUAUCCUCCUCUGAGCAGACCAAUUCAUCAAUUUGCAAACCACCUCCAAAAUGGAGUAUAGAGGGUGAGGUGCCAAUGGCCGAGGCACUUGGUAAGGUGACAGUGGUGGCACUUCUUCAAGCUAGCUGUGGCUUUUGCCUUGUACAGGCAGCCAGAAUGGGACCUCUGCGUUACAAGUUAUCACUUCAGGGCAUGACAGACAUAAAAUACAUGAUAGUGAAUGACCAGAGUUUACACUCAGCAAAUAUGUUCCCUGAGCUAAAACGUUGGGCCCCAGAAGGAAUACCUGUGUAUCAGCAAACCCCAGGGCAAGAUGAUGUCUGGGAAUUGCUGGAUGGAAACAAGGAUGACUUUCUCAUCUAUGAUAGGUGUGGUCGUCUAACAUUUCAUGUUCGUCUCCCUCUAAGCUUUCUUCAUUUUCCAUAUGUGGAGGCUGCCAUUCUGUCCACUUACAAUGAGAGCUUCUGUGGUAACUGCAGCUUUACUUCCAACAGCACCCUGAUUCCAAUGAAUGGAACAACUGUAUCACCAUCAGGUGAUGACUCCUCAUCUCCUUUACAAAAUAAAGAUGAACCGGUCAAUAAAGAACCAAGUCCAACUCUGGAAAAGCACAAUGACCAAAGAAAAUUGGACAGUGAGCUAAGACUUCACGACCAUUCCCAGCACCACCCUAUCAACAGCCACAAACGACAAGAGAACCAAAACAAUCAUCCAAGAAAUCUUAUUAAAAAUGGGAAACAAAACUAGAAGAAAUUAGAAGAAAAAGGAAAAAUAAAGAAAUAAAAAGGAAAAUGGGUUGCUUUUUUGGGUGUGCAGUUUAGUUUUAUGUGUGGCAUAAAAUAGCAUUUCUAUUUUAUAGUAAUAAAUGGCAUUCCAAUAAAAUGCAGCCCAGAAAUCCUUACGUAUGUUAUUUUGAUACUCUAGUAUGAUAAUAUAUAAUUUUUUUUCCAUACUGCAAUGCUGUUAUUGUUUGCUUGUGCUCACAGUUGUGCCAUUACGUAUACUGCCUGUGCAUUAAAAGAGCUGGAUGGAAAUACAAAAAA
Xenopus tropicalis (tropical clawed frog) is the source of this 1203-nucleotide messenger RNA. It is a transcript of the gene selenop2l, whose product is annotated as selenoprotein P2-like. Lineage: Eukaryota; Metazoa; Chordata; Amphibia; Anura; Pipidae. Gene Ontology annotation, cellular component: extracellular region. The record is from RefSeq and is a predicted model, not a curated record. Gene Ontology annotation, molecular function: selenium binding. The transcript is spliced from 5 exons. Bases 107 to 907 code for a protein of 266 amino acids.